AUGGAAGGAUCGAAGGUAGUACUCAGUCAUUCUUCGAGUUCUUCAACAACGAGAAAGACUUAUAUGUAUGGGGAAUGGAUUUCAACCGAAGUAUGCGAAUGUGGUCAAGAACUGAGUUUGAGAACAUCAUGGACAAAUGACAACCCCGGUAGGAGGUACUGGGAAUGCUCGGGAUGUAAGGAUGGAUCUAGCUAUACGUUUGUGAAGUGGUAUGAUCCUCCAAUGUGCCCUAGGUCUAAGAGGAUUAUACCGGGGCUUCUGAAGAAAAUUAACAAAUGUGAAGAAGAAAAAGCAAAAUUAAAAUCAAAGCCUAGAAGUGUUCCAAGAGGGGAAGAUGGUGAUUUGAAAGAUAUGCGUAGGAGCAAAAGAUGUAGUUCAAUGAAGCUGCUUGUUGUAUGUGGGCUUAUUGUAUUGUUAAUUGCUUAUUUUACAAGUGGUAAUGGAAAAAAUGAGAGGUUAGGUUUUAAGAAUGAGGUGUAUUUGCUCCCAUAA
Messenger RNA from Ipomoea nil (Japanese morning glory), 492 nucleotides. RefSeq lists its product as uncharacterized. The record is from RefSeq and is a predicted model, not a curated record. The coding region runs from base 1 to 492 and encodes 163 amino acids. NCBI's taxonomy places the organism in Eukaryota, Viridiplantae, Streptophyta, Magnoliopsida, Solanales, Convolvulaceae. Gene Ontology annotation, molecular function: zinc ion binding. The transcript has 2 exons.